CACCCUAAGAGGUGAAGCUCAUGUACGAAGGACAGAGUGGUCUCUGGGCCGAGCAAAUCCAGCUCCAGCCUUCUGAAGAAAAAACUAAGUGAUCAGAAACGCUGGGGUGGCAAUUAGAAAGCACUUCUGCUUUUGCUGCAAGAGCACAGGGCUACAAUUCUAUCGACCCUCGACCAAGAGGUUUGGGCCCAGGCUCCCAGAGUGAAUAAUGGUUUCCAAGGCUAGGUAACGAGGUUCAGGGUGGGGGGAGAUUUUGACGAUAGAACGUGAAUAUUGAUUUCCAAAGAGCCUCCCAACCCAGAAUUUAUGCGGGUUGGCAUAAGUCUGAGAAUAUUGAGAAGGCCCUGGAUGUGUCCCCCCCGAAAGGAAGCGGGAGAGGUAGGAAAAGAUGACUUGAGGUUUAAUUUGGGGGCUUGAGUAAUCGGGGUGAAAACCUAAGUGUCUUCACCUUAUGAGUUGGGACUCCUCAUUCCUUUGUUCCUUCUGAACUUUAGAACGUCUAGGUUCCAAAACCAUCAGAGUCAGAGAAGCACUUUUGGCGGGUUUGUUUGAGCAACCACCCUUUGCAUUAGAGCGCUGGUGUACAGGGUGGUGGAGGUGGAGGUGGUGGUGGGAUGUGUAUGUAUGUGUAUGUGUGCUCGUGCGCGCUUGAGUGUGAGAGACAGAUACAGAGAUAGGGAUAGAGACAGAAAGACACAAAGAAAAUCAGACAGAAAGUCAGAGAGACAGAGCAGAGUGAAGUAGUGGGUAGAUACUAGUUCGAGUUCCACGGUGCGAUAUAUUGAAAGGGCAGGCUGGCCCUUGCUUUAUUUCUAACCUUUGUGUGGUGGCUAGUGGAGGUCUUAUGACUGAAGAGAAUUCGCAGAACAGACUUAACAUGUAAAUCAGGGCUUUUCUUGCUUCAGUAAGUUGCUCCUCAGUUACGCCCCUUAAACAAGAAGCAACAAGCUUUGAGUGAAACUGUGAAAGGGGUGGUGGUCACUGGGGGUGAGGGACGCUGGGCGGGGGUAGGGGUUGCUUUGGUUUUGGGGUUUUUUGGUUUUGUUUUGUUUUUGUUGUUGUUUUUAAAGAGAGAUUUGAGAGUCUCACACCUUCACACCUCGUUUUUACGCUUCCUCCGGACUUUUCUCCUCCUCUUACCCCCGCAUAUUUAAAGCAGAGCAGGGAAGGAGGGAACCCGGGCGGCUGAGGCUGAGGGGGGUAGAGGCUGACUGCAGAUGCACCCAGCUGUCUCUCUAGCAAUGUGAAGACAGAGCCCAGAAUAGGCGCCGGCGCUCAGGUGAUUCGCCUCCGGAUCUACCUAUGCCUCCUCGCCUCCCAGGGCUGGGCGGAGAAAACCGUCCCCUCCUCCCCCCCUGGAACUCCCCCCCUUCCCCCCCAAAUGUGUGCCUGCCUCGGCGCCAGGAGAGAUCCCGGGAAGUCUUGGUGAAAGACUGAUAUAGAUAUAAGGACAUUUCUCCAUGGAGUCACGUGACAUAAUUACCACCAGAAUCAAUCAAGAUGAAUUGCACGUCAGCACACGGUGGGGAUUUUUUCUUAGUUGAUCCUGUCCAAAGCCUCUUGUGCAAUAGAUGGAUCUUGUUCAAGGCACGGAAAUCUCCCGGUCGCUCACCAUCGCCCAGAGGAAGACAUGACCGAGUUUGACGACUGCAGCCCCAGCGCAGCCAAUAUGUAUCUGCCGGGCUGCGCUUAUUACGUGGCCCCCUCGGAUUUCUCCAGCAAGCCCUCGUUUCUGUCGCAGACGUCGUCUUGUCAAAUGACUUUUCCCUACUCCUCCAACCUGCCUCACGUCCAACCGGUGCGCGAAGUGGCGUUCCGCGACUACGGUUUGGAGCGUGGUAAAUGGCAAUACCGGGGCAGUUACGCUCCCUAUUACGCGGCGGAGGAGGUGAUGCAUAGGGACUUGCUGCCGCCCGGGAGUCGGAGGCCUGAUAUGCUCUUCAAGGCUGCCGAACCCGUAUGCGGUCCUCACGGCCCCUCGAGCGCCGCCUCCAACUUCUAUAGCACCGUGGGGCGCAAUGGGAUCCUGCCCCAGGGCUUCGACCAGUUUUACGAGGCGGCGCCUGGACCCGCGUACCAGCAGCAGCAGCAGCAGCAACCUCAGCAGCCUCAGCAGCAACAGCAACAGCAGCCGCCUCAGUCCAGCGGCGAGCCCGAGGGGGACACUGAGAAGAGCGGCCUGAAGUCUCCGGGCACCGCGAGUCCCUGCGGCAAAGCCCCCUCAGGGCAGGAGCCCAAAGGGGCAGCGGAGAGCGGCUCCAGUGGCGAAGCCCCCCCAGGGGAGACGGGGGCGGAGAAGAGUGCAGGCGCAGUGGUCCCCCAGAGAUCGAGGAAAAAGAGGUGCCCCUACACCAAAUACCAGAUCCGAGAACUGGAACGGGAAUUUUUCUUCAACGUGUAUAUAAACAAAGAGAAAAGACUACAACUAUCUCGAAUGCUCAACCUCACUGACCGACAAGUCAAAAUCUGGUUCCAGAAUCGAAGAAUGAAAGAAAAGAAACUGAACAGAGAUCGACUCCAAUAUUUCACUGGGAAUCCCUUAUUCUGAAAGAUCAAGAAAUUUAUCCCCCUCCCCCAAGUCUCACUCAUACUCACACUCCUCCUCCCCUCAUUCAGCCUACCCGCCGGAGGCAAAAAGUCAUUGGGUUUACAUGACUCAUCUUCCCUUCGGAACUCCAAGCUUCAUUUCCACAUUCAACUCGAUCAAGUCGGUUACUUCCCAGCGAUCAAUGUCUGCAGAAGAUGCCGGUGUCUUGGCGGAUCGGAUUCCUAAUAAGGGGAAAAUGGUAAAUCCAAACAUCCGUUUACAAUUUUACCACCAAAGUGUUUUUUGGGUUUUAUUAUUAUUAUUAUUUUUUUUUGGUCUCCCCUCUCCCCUCCCUAAGUCUUCGUGGUGAUGCAGAUGGACCUGUAGUGCGUUUGGCCGUGUUGCUUUAAGGUGUUUUGUUCUGAGCUUAGAGUCAACUGUUUCCUUUCACUAAAAGAAUGGCGAUUAUUUAAACUCUGGGAAAUGUACCUUCGGUCUCUCUCUUAAGUUUCCACUGUCAUAUAAACGCAUGGGCCACUGUCUUUUUCAUGUGAAUAAAUGGUUUCUAGUAAAACGAAGGUUCCAUCCUCAAUGCACUGUAUGAAUUUUCCUCUUUGAAGAACUUUAGCGUCUGAACAGGACAUUUGAGGGAGCAAAGAGAACUGGCAGGAACCCCUUACCCCCAUCCCCCAGCCAAAAUGGAAGAAGAACAUUUGCAGCUGAGUUAAAAUCAGGGUUGCUUUCUAUCCCCAGCUGGAUUCUUUUUCUAUGUAACUUUCAGAGUUAAUCCCUUCAGGGUGUGAGACACCAAAGAUGGCUUUCUGCCUUCUAUCAGAGGUGAUGGGACAGGCGGCAGGGAUUUCUAAAGAGCUAAUAAUUCGUUCCUCCAGCUUGGGAAAUUUGGAAUUUCGGAAAACAGAACCCUCUAUCCCCAUUUUUUUGGUAGAUGUACGAGAAAUGCAAAUUCACUCUAGAUCCUUUUGAUAGUUUCAAGGAAACAAGGAUCCCUUAAAAAAUUAAAGUCACCACCCUAAAAAGUUCAAGAAAUAUCGUGCUCUCUGUAAAGUAGUUUUGCUUAUUUCUCAGGCAGGAUAAAGUAAGUAGACAAAGAUAAUCCCCUGCUCAUAGCCCAGUGCUAAAGAUCUCCUAGCCUUUAUUUCGUAAAGUGAAAGAAUGUAACUGAGGUCUUCUCUGCACUUUAUGUUGCGUGACCUGGCUAAGCUGUUUACAAAACCUUGAACUGUCUAGACAACACCAUAAAAACCGAAGUUCUAAACAGCUUAAUUGGGUUAUAUUAUACACCUUCUGGUGGGCCAAAAAAAAAAAAAUUUCCGCAAUGUGCAAUAAAAUGAGUGAGAAAGG
Messenger RNA from Antechinus flavipes (yellow-footed antechinus), 3889 nucleotides. It is a transcript of the gene HOXD11, whose product is annotated as homeobox D11. The transcript has 2 exons. The record is from RefSeq and is a predicted model, not a curated record. Gene Ontology annotation, molecular function: RNA polymerase II cis-regulatory region sequence-specific DNA binding; DNA-binding transcription factor activity, RNA polymerase II-specific. Gene Ontology annotation, biological process: anatomical structure development; regulation of transcription by RNA polymerase II. Bases 1631 to 2548 code for a protein of 305 amino acids. Gene Ontology annotation, cellular component: nucleus. Lineage: Eukaryota; Metazoa; Chordata; Mammalia; Dasyuromorphia; Dasyuridae.